AUGUCCAACAGCAGCUCCAUCACCCAGUUCCUCCUCCUGGCAUUCACAGACACACGGGAGCUGCAGCUCUUGUACUUCUGCCUCUUCCUGGGCAUCUACCUGGCUGCCCUCCUGGGCAAUGGCCUCAUCAUCACCGCCAUAGCCUGCGACCACCACCUCCACAGCCCCAUGUACUUCUUCCUCCUCAACCUUUCCUUCAUCGACCUGGGCUUCGUCUCCACCACUCUCCCCAAAGCCAUGGCCAAUUCCCUCUGGCACACCAGGGCCAUCUCCUACUCAGGAUGUGCUGCCCAAGUCUUUUUUGUUUUAUUUUUGAUGUCAGCAGAAUUUUUUCUUCUCACUGUCAUGGCCUUCGACCGCUACAUUGCCAUCUGCAAACCCCUGCACUACGGGACCGUAGCUGGGCCUUUCAGUUUUAGUGCUUUUCUAUUCUGGGGUUGUUUUAUUUUCAUCUUGCUGUCCUAUGUGCAGAUCUUGAGGGCCGUGUUGAGGAUUCCCUCUGAGCAGGGACGGCACAAAGCCUUUUCCACGUGCCUCCCUCACCUGGCCGUGGUCUCCCUGUUUACCUGUACUGGCACAUUCGCCUACCUCAAGCCCCCCUCCAUCUCCUCUGCAGCUCUGGAUUCAGUGAUGGCAAUGCUGUACUCGGUGGUGACCCCAGCCUUGAACCCCCUCAUCUACAGCAUGAGGAACCGGGACCUCAAGGAUGCCAUGAAGAAAGUGCGUGCCAUGUUUGGGUACUGCCAGUCAUCAGAGAGUCCCCCCAGCCUCCAUCACCCUCUAAAGAUGAUGGAGAGUGUCAUCACUAGCUUGGAGGAUGCUGUCCUUGAAGACCAGCUGGACUGA
Messenger RNA from Gavia stellata (red-throated loon), 846 nucleotides. Its product is annotated as olfactory receptor 14J1-like. Gene Ontology annotation, molecular function: G protein-coupled receptor activity; olfactory receptor activity. The record is from RefSeq and is a predicted model, not a curated record. The transcript is spliced from 4 exons. Gene Ontology annotation, cellular component: membrane. Lineage: Eukaryota; Metazoa; Chordata; Aves; Gaviiformes; Gaviidae. The coding region runs from base 1 to 846 and encodes 281 amino acids. Gene Ontology annotation, biological process: G protein-coupled receptor signaling pathway.